Messenger RNA from Hypoxylon trugodes, 440 nucleotides. RefSeq lists its product as uncharacterized. The record is from RefSeq and is a predicted model, not a curated record. The transcript has a single exon. NCBI's taxonomy places the organism in Eukaryota, Fungi, Ascomycota, Sordariomycetes, Xylariales, Hypoxylaceae. The coding region runs from base 108 to 413 and encodes 101 amino acids.
ACCAGUUUCGACAUGAAACCGGACAAUACGCCUAAGCAAGACAUGUUAUACCAAUUAUUCUGACUACGGAUUCUCGUAAGAAUAAGCAUCAAGUAGCUGUUUGCUCGAUGAUAUCUAUAUCUUUUUUUCUUUUCUUCAUUUCUAUAGAGGGUAGACAAGUGUCCCGACCUUCUCAAUCUCGACAAUAUUCGAGACGCAGCUCAUUUUUGCUGCAACCCACAAAUUGCCUACCUCUCGCGACUCUUCAAUGCGCAGGAGUGUCAACUUCUUUAUUAUCGUUCGAUGUGGGAGAAAGAACCAAAGGCCUAGACAGCCAGUCCAAUCCACCCUGCUGCCGUAGAGUUGAGUGCGGUAGCAGGACUAAUGAGGACAUACACCAUUACAUCUAUUCCAAUAGUUUUGAGUACAGUUGAUUUAUAUGCUUAAUAUUGAUUAUAUAC